Molecule: messenger RNA, 214 nt
Organism: Dovyalis caffra
Lineage: Eukaryota; Viridiplantae; Streptophyta; Magnoliopsida; Malpighiales; Salicaceae
Source: the annotation of a GenBank genome assembly
AGGACGCUAGAGGGGUCACGGUUGGUCCUUCAACAACCUCUCAUCCCGUUGUUCAACUAGUUAGCCGUGGCAAUUGUCUCCACUCGUUAGCACAACACUAUUCUCGCUAUAAUUACUAUAAGUAUACUCUAAGCAUGAAGAUGAAAGGGAGAAUGAUCGAUGAGGAUGAACUAGGAGAGGGGGAGACGAAUGGUCAAGUUUUUUGCCACGAAUG